Molecule: messenger RNA, 6828 nt
Organism: Apis mellifera (honey bee)
Lineage: Eukaryota; Metazoa; Arthropoda; Insecta; Hymenoptera; Apidae
Gene: AGO1
Product: protein argonaute-2
Exons: 14
Coding region: 911-3697 (928 amino acids)
Molecular function (GO): RNA binding; protein binding
Source: RefSeq, a predicted model, not a curated record
AUAAAUUUGAAAGCCAUCAUAUAUGCAUCAUUGUUUGUAAACAAAUUUAUGAGACAAUGAUACCUCAUUCUAUUUACUUGUUACAAUCCUGACCAUAUGAGCAUUCGCAAUAACUGGUGAAUCGAACAAGUAGUGGGGUCUUUCUCGCGGAUGUUGAUUACUGUUUUGGUGAAUGUCGCUAAAACUUACCCGGUAAACUUAUAAAAAACAUAUUGCGUUUAUGAAGCAUAAAAUAUAAAAGUGCAUUACAAUUAUUUACAACAAAAGUUAGAGUAUUUCGAUAUUAGUGUCAUUAUAAAAUAAGUGCGGAUAUCGCGAUAAAAUAUUAUUGUUUUGUGAAUCUACUAGCAUAAGAGAGAUAAGGAGAGUGUAGAGUGUAUGCGAGUGCAUUUAACAUACUCACACAAUUGGUAUAUUCGGCAUGUUCGUGUACAAUGGCAACCUUGACACUUGGUGAUCGUUUUUGGCGGCUUCGUCCCGCUUCUACUGAAAUCGUGUUUGGUAGGAUCGCGUCGCGAGUGAAAGCAGCAGUGGCCAUUCUGUAAAAUCUUUAAGAGUUUGGCAGUAAAGAAUCAUUAAAACAUUUCGCGCUUCAGAUUAUAAUAUCUCAUUAUUCUGUUUAUUUUCGUGAUUGUAGUUUCGUUCGUGAAAAUGUUCGUAUAAACUAUUGUUCUUAAAGGAAACAUAUCACACAACAAAAUCACAUCAAAUAUUUUGCGCAUAUAUUGGAAAUUAAGAGAAAUAAACAGUUAAGUGCUAUAUAUAAAAUAACUAUUACGUAGUUCAUACAUAAAACAUCACGUGAAGUUAAUAAAAAAAAAUAAAAAAGGACAAUGUUUAUGUGAAUAUCAAGAGUGCUCGACUAUUUUACAUAUUAUAAAUCAAAUACUACUUCUAUAAAAUAGAAAAAAUGGCACAAUUAAAGCAACAACUCCCACUUCAAAUGCCAGAUUUAAGUAGUCUUCGUAUAACUACAGCUGUUUCUAUGCUUGGUAAAGCAUAUGGAUGUGGACAAUGUAGUGCUCCCCCACCUGGACCCACAACAAGUUCUUCUGUUGGAGCAGCUGGAGCAACUGGAAGCAGUGUUGUAGCUUCUAGUUCUUUAGGGCUUGUUUCCACACAACAAACACACACUCCUCCUCAACCUCCUGAACUGCCAAUGUUUUCAUGUCCUCGGAGACCAAAUAUAGGACGUGAAGGCAGGCCAAUUGUCUUAAGAGCUAAUCACUUCCAAAUAACAAUGCCACGUGGUUAUGUGCACCAUUAUGAUAUUAAUAUUCAACCUGAUAAAUGUCCUCGUAAAGUUAAUAGAGAAAUAAUAGAAACAAUGGUUCAUGCAUAUACCAAAAUAUUUGGAACUCUUAAACCUGUAUUUGAUGGAAGAAAUAAUUUAUAUACAAGGGACCCCUUGCCUAUUGGUACUGAUAAAAUAGAAUUAGAAGUAACACUGCCUGGUGAGGGUAAAGAUAGAGUUUUCAGAGUUGUGAUAAAGUGGUUGGCUCAAGUUUCACUAUUUGCAUUAGAAGAAGCUUUAGAAGGACGAACAAGACAAAUUCCAUAUGAUGCUAUACUUGCUUUAGAUGUUGUAAUGAGGCAUUUACCAUCUAUGACAUAUACUCCAGUAGGUAGAUCAUUCUUUAGUACACCAGAUGGAUAUUAUCAUCCAUUAGGUGGUGGAAGAGAAGUUUGGUUUGGUUUUCAUCAAUCAGUUAGGCCAUCUCAAUGGAAAAUGAUGUUAAAUAUUGAUGUAUCUGCAACUGCAUUUUAUAAAGCACAACCUGUCAUAGAAUUUAUGUGUGAAGUAUUAGACAUUCGAGAUAUAGGAGACCAAAAAAGACCUUUAACAGAUUCUCAACGAGUUAAAUUUACCAAAGAAAUUAAAGGACUUAAAAUUGAAAUCACACAUUGUGGAACAAUGAGACGAAAAUACAGAGUGUGUAAUGUUACACGUAAACCUGCUCAAAUGCAAUCAUUCCCGUUACAAUUAGAAAAUGGACAAACAGUUGAAUGUACAGUUGCAAAAUAUUUCUUAGAUAAGUAUAAAAUGAAGUUACGUCAUCCAUAUCUUCCAUGUCUUCAAGUUGGACAGGAACAUAAACAUACAUAUUUGCCACUUGAGGUCUGCAAUAUUGUUGCUGGGCAACGUUGUAUCAAAAAAUUGACUGAUAUGCAGACUUCUACUAUGAUAAAAGCUACAGCUCGUUCUGCUCCAGAUCGCGAAAGAGAAAUAAAUAAUUUAGUUAGAAGAGCUGAUUUUAAUAAUGAUUCAUACGUUCAAGAAUUUGGUUUGACAAUAUCAAAUAAUAUGAUGGAAGUUAGAGGUCGUGUUCUACCUCCACCCAAACUUCAGUACGGAGGGCGCGUAAGUUCCCUCAGUGGACAGACAAAACAACAAGCUAUACCUAAUGGUGGUGUUUGGGACAUGCGUGGAAAACAAUUUUUCACGGGUGUGGAAAUUAGAGUUUGGGCAAUUGCCUGCUUUGCUCCACAAAGAACUGUGCGAGAUGACGCAAUACGUAAUUUUAUAGCACAAUUACAAAGAAUAAGCAAUGAUGCUGGAAUGCCAAUUAUUGGGCAACCAUGUUUUUGUAAAUAUGCUACUGGCCCAGAUCAAGUAGAGCCCAUGUUUAGAUAUUUAAAAGCAACAUUUUCAUCAUUGCAACUUGUUUGUGUUAUAUUACCUGGAAAAACGCCUGUAUAUGCUGAAGUUAAAAGAGUAGGAGAUACAUUAUUGGGUAUGGCAACGCAAUGUGUACAAGCAAAAAAUGUUAAUAAAACAUCACCACAAACGCUAUCAAAUUUAUGUUUGAAAAUUAACGUAAAAUUAGGUGGUAUUAAUAGUAUUCUAGUACCCACUAUUAGACCAAAAGUAUUUGAUGAACCUGUUAUAUUUUUUGGAGCUGAUGUGACUCAUCCACCUGCUGGAGAUAAUAAAAAACCUAGCAUAGCUGCAGUAGUUGCCAGUAUGGAUGCUCAUCCAUCUCGAUAUGCAGCUACUGUUAGAGUUCAACAACAUAGACAAGAAAUUAUUCAGGAACUUAGUUCAAUGGUGAGGGAACUUCUUCUUAUGUUUUACAAAAGUACUGGAGGAUAUAAACCGCUUAGGAUAAUUCUUUAUCGUGAUGGUGUCUCAGAGGGUCAAUUUCUUCAUGUUCUGCAACACGAGCUAACUGCCAUUCGCGAAGCUUGUAUUAAACUUGAAGCUGAAUAUAGACCUGGUAUAACAUUUGUUGUCGUCCAAAAGAGACAUCACACUCGCUUAUUUUGUUCAGAAAAAAGAGAUCAAAGCGGUAAAAGCGGAAAUAUACCAGCGGGUACGACAGUUGAUGUUUGUAUAACGCAUCCAACUGAAUUUGAUUUUUAUUUAUGUAGUCAUCAAGGUAUCCAGGGCACAUCACGACCAUCACAUUAUCAUGUUUUAUGGGAUGAUAAUCGUUUUGAAAGUGAUGAAUUACAAUCUCUAACCUAUCAAUUAUGUCACACGUAUGUCAGAUGUACGAGAUCUGUUAGUAUACCUGCACCUGCAUAUUAUGCUCAUCUUGUAGCAUUCCGAGCCAGAUAUCAUUUGGUAGAAAAAGAGCAUGAUAGUGGAGAAGGAUCUCACCAAUCUGGCUGCAGUGAAGACAGAACACCAGGUGCAAUGGCAAGAGCUAUCACAGUUCAUGCAAAUACAAAACGGGUUAUGUAUUUUGCAUAAUUCUCUUUUGAAUUGUUCUUAUACACAUGCAAUUGAUACAAAAAAUAAUAAUCAUCAUAUCUUAUGAAGAUAUUUCUAGACUAUUUAAAUAUUAGAUAAUCUUCUUGAGUGGUCAAUUUUUUUUUGCUUAUUUUUAUAAUCGAAUAUGUCGAAAAUAUACCUAAAAUAUGUCAAAUAAUUUUUUAUUAAGCUUGGUUUUUUCCUUUUUUUAUGUUCUAUUUAAUAUAUUGUCGAUUAGGUUUUAGGCAAAUUUUCUAACAUUUUAGUAAGUAGGUAUUAAAAGAGGUGCUUUUAGUUAAUCAUGUUUUAGAUUGAUGCAGCUUGACCGGUGUGUCGUUUUGCGAUAAAGAUCACACGAAUAAAUAAUAUAAGAAAUCAGCUGCCGUGGAUAUUACGCUUAUUUCUUUUUUUUAGAGGUUAAAUUUCCUCUAGCAUUUGUAGAAUACAAAAAUAUCACAUUAAAACAUAAAUUCAUGAUUGUAUAAAUCGCUUUGCAAGACUGUUAUCUUGUUGUUUAUAUGUAGUUAUAUCAUUUGAUCAGUCAUUUUUUAUAUAUAUAUAUAAAAAAAAAGAAAAAAAAGAAAAAAAAAAUUAGAUUUUCAAGUCAUAUGAGGAUAAAAUAUUAGCAUGUAUAGCCUAUCUUCAUGCUUAGCAUAUUUGUUAUUAUGCAACUAUAAUUCUAUCUUAUGACACUAUGAUUCUUUAUAAAUAUCAUAUCUUUUAUGUCUAUCAUAUUUAUCAUAAGCAUUAAAAAAUUUGGCCACAUCAAGUAAUGAAUUGUCAAUCAAGAAAAUAUAUCUAAUUUAAUAUUAAGUAAAUUGAAAAUCCAAAAGUACAUGUUUUAUUCUAUUUGGUUUAAUUGCACAGGUACUAUUUUUUGCAUGUGAAACGAGAAUUAUGAUAUAGCUUGAACUGUGGUACUUUAUUCAUAUCAACUAUACAUUAACAUAACAUUUUGACAAAGGUAAAUGAAUACAUACCUUUUAUCUGGUGUUUCAAAUACGCAACAUUAUCUCUUCAGGCAAAACAAGUACUUUUAAGUGAAAUCUUUAUGGCAUUAGAUUCGGGUUGAUAACUAACGCCCCAUCAACGCAGAAAAUAAUUCAAAUAAGAAUAGAAUAGGGAUAAUUCAACUAAUGCAAAAUAAAUCAGAAAUAUAAUGUGAAAUUAUUAGGAUAAGAUUUGUUUUAUUUGUUAUAAAACAAAAAUUUUAAGGUCCUCAAGUUUUAUUUAAAAAAAUUCAUCGUUUAUGAUUCAUCUACAAAUUGAAUCUAUUUAAAAGGAACAAUAAUCUUAAUUGAUACAAUAAUUGUAUUAAGAGCCUUGCAAGUAAUUACAAUCUAGAGGCAAUAGAUAGGAUAAUAAAAUGUAUAAAUAUGUAUUGAUGCCGUGCCCCAUAAAUUGUUUAUUAUAUAUUGUUAGAAUCAUUAAUACACUAAAAAAAAUUUUUAUGAUUUUCAUUGUUUUACACAUAAAAUUUAAAUAUUACGCAAUCUUUUAAAAUUAUAAUUUUAUUUUAUUUAAUAAAAAACAGUAUUAAUAAUCACUAAAUAUCAUAUCAUUAAAUGAUUGAAUAAAAUAAAAGAUUGUGAAAUUCAAGUUCUUGAUAAAUAUAUUCAAAUGAAAUUUUACAAAUUUGAUUUAAUGUAAAAAAAACAAUUUAUAAAUAGACAAUAAAAACAAAAAUUUUAGUCUAAUGUUUGAUAUUUUAAUAAAGAUUCUAAACAAAAUAAGAGAAAAAUCGUUUUAAAACUAUUAAUAUUAGUAAAAUUUGGAUAAUAGUGUAAGUUGAUAUUUAAAAUUUGUAGAACUUUGUGCAUUAAUGAUUCUAAUUUUAGAUUUACAAGUGAUACAAUGUUAAUAUUAUCUUGGAAAGUAUGAAAAGGACCUUAAUCUAUCAAUAAUAUUUAUUCUAGUUAUAAAUUUAAGUCCAUAAUGUAGACUAUCACUUAUAACAUUUAAUACCUAGUUUCUGACUUUGUGACAGAUUAGGUAACUUGUUAUGUAUGGUUUGAGUAAAAGAGUGUAAUUCUUGAAUACUGUUUACAAGAACAGUUAGGCAGAUGAAUCAAUUUCAAACAAUUGAAGGCAGCAGAUAAGCAAAUGCAAAUAUUAAAAUCGGUAUGCAAAUUGAAAAAAAAUUGCAAUUUCCGAUUAAUGAUUAAAAAAAUAAACAAAAAUUUAUUGUCCGAAAGGGUGUGAAGGUACCAAAAUAUAGAAUGCGAAAAUAAUGCUUAAAUAAUGAUGAAUUACGAAUCCAUUUUAAUCGUAAUAAGGUCGACGAUUAGAAUUAAGUCAAUCUAACUAUUGCAGAACAUUGCAGUGUAAAUAUAUAUAUUCGGUGCGCAAGUAAAUACCAAAAUUGAAAAGAUAUCGAAGAAAUAACAAACUAAAACAUUGUCAUGAAAUCAUAUAAUUCAAGAAAAGCAUUCAUUAUUCAAUUACUCACAUUUCAUAUCUCAAAAUAAAUAAUUCGUUACGUAGUGAUAUUUUUCCUUCAAAGUUUGUGAUGGCAUUUGAUAUUUUCCUGCGCCCGAUCAAAAACUAGCCUCCAUUUGUAAAUAUACCUCAGUAAUUUAUCUAUACAUCACUAUCCCAUUUAGUAAAUAAUGCUCGAUGGGCAAUAGGUGGAAUGGUUACAAAGAUUUUUGUAAUUUUUAUUUUAAUUAGAUGAAUUAAGAUAUUAGUUAUAUAUAUAUAAAUAUAUAUAUAUAUAUAUUGUUUAUUGAUCUUUUAAAUCUCGUAUAAAAAAUUGCACUGAAAAGAAAAAAAUACCGAUUGGAGUUCAGUUUUGAUAAUAUACAUGAAUUUAUGCAGCGCGUCGUAAACUUGUACCUAAAAAAAGCACGUGGCAAUUUAAAAAAAAUCUUCAAAGAAACGGGUUUAUGAAAUAAACAUUACUUAGUGCGUAAUAAAAAUAACCGGGUCUAUUCACAAAGCAGAAGAGUUUACUUCCUACCACGAGUCCCAGACAUUUUAAUAUAAGGCAAAUAAUUUAUAUUUGUAUAUCUAUAUUAUAAAUAUUAUGUAUGUAUAUAUGUGUGCAUAUAUAUAUAUAUCUUAGCAUACAUAUAUAUAUGCAUAUGUGAAGAUUAACUGUAUUGCAUUUGUUAACAAAUGCCGUGUGCAAA